This is a messenger RNA of Zophobas morio, 1188 nucleotides long. Its product is annotated as transmembrane protein 59-like. NCBI's taxonomy places the organism in Eukaryota, Metazoa, Arthropoda, Insecta, Coleoptera, Tenebrionidae. The coding region runs from base 49 to 861 and encodes 270 amino acids. The record is from RefSeq and is a predicted model, not a curated record. The transcript is spliced from 3 exons.
AAUUGUUUACAAGUUUGACAGACCGUGUCAAGCGAAUUUAGCAACAAAAUGUGGAAGUUGAUCUUAAUUUUUACAAUAAAAAAUGUUCUAGCGGACGAGAUUUUCAGUAGUACUCAUUCUGUGACAGACCAGUGUAUAAGUUUAUGUAAGGAAAAUCAACUGCCUUUAUUAGAUUUGGAAAACUACGAACAAAUUGUUUGCCAACGAGGUUGUCGAUUUUUCAACAUUAUUCAUUUCAAAGAUGAGUUAAAUUUGAACACUACACGAAAGGAGUGUCAUUUGUCGUGUAACGAAUCGUACAUUGUUUCUAAAGAAAACGAGAUUUGUUUAAAAGGCUGCGAUUUAAUGGCCAAGAAGCGCCAGAGUGACAUGUCAAUGUUUCUGGUUUUAACCGAGGAGGAUGAUUCACACAACAUUGUUUUGGCAGAACCUGACUUAGAAAUACUUGAAUCAGAUAUUUUAUCAGAUCCAAGCAUCAAAAGCCAGCUAGAAAUUGGUUUUAAUAUUGAUUAUAAAAUUCCAGAGACACACAUAAGAACGAUGCCUAUUGAGUUUAAAGAUGACACUGUAGUCAUCAAAAGUAGUGAAUACUCAGGUGAUUGGUUGGAUUGUGCUUCUAGAAACUCAGGAAUACCUCGUUGGAUUUUACUUACCGCUUUUCUGUCAGCUGUAUUAGUCGCGUUGUGGUUGAGUUUUUCCACGGAGAAGAAAACGUCAGAAGAGGUAGUAGAUGUAGACAUUCCCGACGAGAAACUAAUUUUAGAAAACGAAGAAAAAGAUCCUGAAUUACUGUUAGGUGAAAGCCAAGAGAUUGGGUUCUCCACACCUCCAAAAUAUACCGUCGAAAGCGAGAAAGUCUAAAUUUUUCAAGAGAUUUUUUUUUCUUCAAAGCUACAAGGGGUAGUAUCGUCUUGACGCUGUUUAUUGUAAAUGUAGUGGUUUCAUUUCAUCACUUGUUACUUACAUGUUUUCAAUGUGAUUACCUUCUAGUCAUUGUAGACUUAUUUGUGUCACUCGUUAGAAACAAGCUACUGAAGUUGUUAUUGGCGCACAUGUAUUUAAAGGUACAAGCUUUAUUCCUUUUUUAAAACAUUCAAUUUUUGAACAAUACGAAAUAUUUUCCGUAAAUGUAAUUUUAUAUUGUAAGACUUGGGACUUAAUAAAAGGUUAAUAUUAACAAUCUAAUAA